Molecule: messenger RNA, 1036 nt
Organism: Drosophila elegans
Lineage: Eukaryota; Metazoa; Arthropoda; Insecta; Diptera; Drosophilidae
Gene: Had2
Product: lambda-crystallin
Exons: 2
Coding region: 21-983 (320 amino acids)
Biological process (GO): fatty acid metabolic process
Molecular function (GO): oxidoreductase activity, acting on the CH-OH group of donors, NAD or NADP as acceptor; NAD+ binding
Source: RefSeq, a predicted model, not a curated record
CGGAAUUUCGGAGCGCUCGCAUGGGGCAGUUCGAAAUGAGUAGCCAGAAGAUUGGGAUUGUGGGCAGUGGAUUGAUUGGCAGGGCCUGGGCGAUGCUCUUCGCAGCGGCUGGCUAUCGAGUGCAGCUCUAUGACAUUUUGGAGAGCCAGUUGUCCUUGGCAUUGCAGGAACUGGACAAGGAAUUGCAUGGUCUGGAGGAGAAGGGUUCGCUGAGGGGAAGUUUGCGGGCCUCGGAACAAUUCGCCCUCAUCGAGGUGACCACUCGACUGGAGGAACUCACCAGGCAGGCGGUGCACAUACAGGAGUGUGUUCCCGAGGUGCUGCAGCUGAAGAAAUCCCUGUACUCGCAGUUGGACGAGCUCCUGGAGGAGCAGACAGUGGUGGCCAGUUCCACGAGCACCUUUAUGCCAUCGUUGUACAGCGAGGGACUCAAGAGGCGGCAGCAGAUGCUGGUGGCCCAUCCACUGAACCCGCCGUACUUCAUCCCCCUGGUGGAGAUUGUCCCCGCUCCCUGGACUUCCCCUCAGUCCGUACAGCGAACUCACGACCUCAUGCUCACCAUUGGCCAACGUCCGGUGACCCUGAAGAAAGAGAUCCAGGGCUUUGCCACCAACCGCAUCCAGUAUGCCAUCCUAAACGAAGUGUGGCGCUUGGUGGGCUCCGGCAUACUCAGCGUGGCCGAUGUGGAUCGAGUACUGAGUCAGGGACUUGGGUUGCGAUACGCCCUGCUCGGAUCGCUCGAGACAGCCCAUUUGAAUGCUCCAGGCGGUGUUGCUGACUAUUUCCAGCGAUUUGGCGGAGAAAUCUCGGCCGUAAGUGCCACCUAUGGAGAAACCCCAAACACGCAGGAGGAUCGGGAAACGCUGGAAAAGAUUGCCAGGCAGUGUGAGCAGCUGGUGCCCCUCGAAAGUCUCGAGGAAAGACGCGCCACCCGCGACGAGUUCCUCACCCAGCUGGCCAAACUAAAAAAGCUGUUUGAAUAGGAAAUUAAUUGCUGCGUUGUGAUGUUCCCUGAAUAAACUGCGAAUCAACUAAA